Panicum hallii is the source of this 4353-nucleotide messenger RNA. Its product is annotated as G-type lectin S-receptor-like serine/threonine-protein kinase SD2-5. Gene Ontology annotation, biological process: protein phosphorylation. The record is from RefSeq and is a predicted model, not a curated record. Lineage: Eukaryota; Viridiplantae; Streptophyta; Magnoliopsida; Poales; Poaceae. Gene Ontology annotation, molecular function: ATP binding; protein serine/threonine kinase activity. The transcript has 4 exons. Bases 1890 to 4268 code for a protein of 792 amino acids.
AGCCUCGGUCGGCACGUGCCAAUACAGAUGAGUGUUUUUCUACUAGUGAGUAUACACAUCGGAUCAAGAUGCAGAUACCGUAUAAUACAAGACGGGGAAAUGCAGAUGCUGUUCUUUGAGAGAGGUAUACAACAUUACAGUGUCAUCGUUGGGCAAACCAGAAGUUCAAGUGUUUGGCCUAUAAAUGCCAACGAGAAAUUUUAGAAUUUGGAUUCUAAUACGAGCGCCUUUCAGGAUUUCGAUUCGAAUUCAGCCCACUUGAAAUUCCAAUCUUGCCCCUGACCCUUUAACAGCUGAUCCUUCUCGCGAUUGAAUCAGAGCUUCUGCAUCUCUUAGUUGGCUUCUCUCUCGGUCUUUCUCGCCUAACGACGGCGCUCAUCCCGGCCGCCGCCGCCGCUCCCAUCCGACGCCGGCGACCCUCUCUCCCGUAUCGCACCUCACGCUGCACCUCUCGCCCCCCCCCCCCCACCCCCCUUUCCGUUUUUUGGCAUGUCGCAGGCAUUCGCAGCCGCGAGAUUGCCUGCGACUGCCCACGCGCAGGCCGCCGCCACGGUGUCCGCAUCCGCGCCCGCAGCGGCGGGCACGACUACGAGGGCCUCUCCUACGCGUCCCUCGACCCCCACGAGCGCUUCGCAGUGCUUGACCUCGCCGCGUUCCCCGCGGGGGUCUGCCCCACCGUCGGCAUCGCCGGGUACCUCAGCGGCGGCGGGUUCGGCAUGCUGAUGCGCCGGUACGGCCGACAACGUCCUCGACGCCGUCCUCGCGGACGCCGACAGGAGGUUCCUAAUCCGGACCACCAUGGGGGAGGACCUCUUCUGGGCCAUCCGCGGGGAGCGCAAGAGCGUGUCGUAGGAUGGGGACGCCGCGGUCCGGAGGAGGCGCGGCGGCGAGGCAGAUGAGGAACGCAUCGCCGCCGCAGGAAGGUGAGGCGACGGCGAUGCUGCUGCUGCAGAUGGAACACAGAGCGACGAGCAGGUGCAAGAUUCUUGGUGUUCUUGCCAUGGUUGAGGCGAAAGGUGCAAAGUUGAUGUGGACUGAAGCCUGGAGGGAUAAUAUUGGAAUUUCUGGUGGGCUGGGAAAGAAAAAGAAAAGGGAAAAGAGGCAAAAUUGAGAAAAUAGAUGGAAAACACCUAAACUGAAUCAAUUCGCGAGAUGGGUGUCAAAUUCUGAAAGGCACGCGAAUUGGAACCCAAAUCCUGAAAGGCGCUCGUAUUGGAACCCAAAUUCUGAAAUUUUUGAAAUACCAACCCCAGUUGCCUAUAUGCUGUUGCUCAAGUUAGCUGAAGAUUUCAGUAAGAUCGUUCAAAUCCAUGCCACCAAAGUGCUCAAGCUUAUGAGAAUCAAUGGAAAUAAUGCUUUGUGCUACUGGCCAAACGUUAUAUUACUAAUUGAACUCGAACACCACUAUUAGAUGCAUGCAGUGGCAUUUCUGUUGUUCAUCUGCGGAAAAGUCUUCAAGACUGAAGAGCCGACAGGUUGGACCGUUGAUGUGUGUUGAAAAAGGGCCACCACAAAAUUCCAAAGCAUAUAUUGAGUAUCAGCUCCGUCCACUCCAUAUUGUAGUUUAUUGUUACUGAAAGGAUGCCAAAGGAGAAAGAAAUGCCCAAGAGAUCGACUGCACAUGGAUUUUUCUUUGGUGCAGAAGAACCAAUCCUUCUUUGAGGAGUAGCAGGACGAGAGAAGUAUCGAUCUUCAUUCUUCAAAAUGUUAUCCCAUACGGUAGGGAUGAUGGUGCCUGGACUGUGGUUCUCUUAAGUAAUUCUGAGAAACAGGGAGGGGACAGAACAGUGCUCCAUUAUUAUAGGUCCUCAAAGUUCUGAAGGUUUGCCAUCCAUAAAUCUUCUCACCACCAGAUUCCAAAGUUUGUUCAUAAGUAUAAGAAGGCUACCAUGCAACAUUUUUACGCGCUGAUGGCCGUCCUUUUAUUGUUUGGCUUCUUUAUCCACCUCAAUGUUGUUGUUACUCAGCCCUCUGCUGUGCCUCCCCCAAGCUCUUGGAAAGUUUCAAAUAUGCAGCUGCAGCGCAUUAUAAACAUGGACAACGGAUCUAGUAUCCUUCCCAUUCUUGGCCAUAGAAUCAUGUCGUACACAACUUAUUUUGGCUUCUACACCAUAGAUGAUGGCCAUUCAUUUGUUCUCUCUAUUGUGAUUUUUGGCACCCAAGCUCCAGUCAUUUGGUCUGCCAACCCUGACAAUCCUGUAAACCAUGACGCAACCUUAAGCUUCACCAGGGAAGGGGAUUUGCUCCUCCAGGAUGGUAAUGGUGCCAUGGUGUGGUCCACGGCCACAAAGAGCAAAUCCGUCGUCGCUGGUAUGCGCCUCGAUGUUUCCGGGAACCUUGUGCUUACCAAUACAGAUAACUCCUCUGUUUGGCAGUCGUUUGACCACCCAACUGAUACAUUGGUAAUGGGGCAGUCACUUUGCACGGGAAUGAACCUCAGUGUCAUGACCUCAGACACAAAAUGGCCAUCUGGCAGGGUUUAUCUUUCUGCAUGGUGGAAUGGGUUGUUAUACAGUUUCGAACCAGCAGGAUAUACAAGGUUGUUUGAAACUGAUACAGUGUCACCUUGUUCUGACUUUCGCAAUGGUAGCUUUGGGUUACUAGAAAAAAUGUUCUCCCUACCCUUGGCAAGAUCAUUACAAUUUAUGAGAUUGGAGCCUGAUGGGCAUUUAAGGCUCUACGAGAUGCAAGGAGAUGGCCAGGGCAGUCUGAUGGUAUUUGAUGUAUUAAGCACAAAGAUGAACUUCUGCGAUUAUCCAAUGGCCUGCGGAGAUUAUGGUGUCUGCAGUAAGGGACAAUGUUCUUGUCCUAGUUUGAGCAACUUUAAGUUCCAAAUUGAACGGCUACCAAAUGCUGGAUGCAAACCCUUAAGUAGCCCUACCUGCAACCAAGCGCAGCAAUACCACCAGUUAGUACAAGUCAACAAUGUUUCUUACUUCAGUAAGAGCGUAUUCACGUUAUUUGCCGCUUCAACUUCUGAAAAUGUUUGCAAGAAGUCAUGCUUAAUUGAUUGCAGUUGCAAAGCAGUGGUUUUCGAAAAGAACAUUUAUGGUAUUGAUGGUGGUUACUGCUUGUUGGUAUCGGAGAACAUGGCAAUUUCAUUUGCAGAGAAUUCAUCAGAUCACUUUUCAGUAUUUGUAAAGAUACAAGGUAAUCACUCAGAAAAAAGGAGAAUAAGUAUUAUUGUUGCUAGUUCAAUUUCUGGAGUUUUUCUAAUAUCGAUCUUAGUUUGCGUGGUUGUAUGGAAGAAGUACAAGAAAGACGAGGAACCACCCUUUGAUGUCAUACCUGGAAUACCAAAGCGUUUCUCGUUGGAUGAGUUAGAAGUUGCUACUGGCCACUUCUCCAUAAAGCUUGGAGGUGGUGGCUUUGGGUCCGUAUUCAAAGGCAAGAUAGGCAAGCAAACUAUUGCUGUCAAACGCUUGGAGGGUCUCGAGCAAGGAAUGGAAGAGUUCUUAGCAGAGGUCAAGACAAUUGGCAGAAUCCAUCACUUUAAUCUCAUAAGGUUAGUAGGCUUCUGUGCAGAGAAAUCACAUAAGCUUCUUGUCUACGAAUACUUGUCCAAUGGCUCAUUAGACAAAUGGAUCUUUCCCAAAAGUACAGUCUUCACCCUCUCUUGGAAAACUAGACGUGAUAUCAUCUUGGGCAUUGCUAGGGGUUUGUCUUACCUCCAUGAAGAAUGCGAGCAAAAGAUUGCUCAUUUAGAUAUCAAGCCACAGAAUAUUCUCUUGGAUGACAAAUUCAGUGCUAAGGUCUCGGACUUUGGACUCUCGAAAAUGAUGAACAGGGAUCAAAGCAAAGUCAUGACUCGAAUGCGAGGAACGCGUGGAUACCUUGCACCUGAAUGGCUGGGCUCAAAAAUCACAGAGAAGGCUGACAUCUACAGCUUUGGGAUUGUGAUGAUGGAGAUCAUCUGCGGUCGAGAAAAUUUGGAUGAAUCGCAACCCGAGGAUAGCAUCCAUUUGAUAAGCCUGCUUCAGGAGAAGGCAAGGAUUGGCCGGUUGUCUGAUUUGGUGGACUGUAGCAGCAAUGACAUGAGGUUACAUAUGCAAGAGGUCGUGGAAUUGAUGAAGCUUGCAAUGUGGUGCUUGCAGGUUGAUAGCAGCAGACGACCCCUGAUGUCAACAAUCGCCAAGGUGUUGGAAGGUGUGAUGAGCAUGGAGGCUAUACCUGACUGCACUUUGGUCCUUAGUUUUGCAUCAAACAAUACCGUGGGAUCAGGUUCUUCUUAUGUUCCAUCUGAGUCACAUUUAUCAGGGCCUAGGUGAUACAAUAACUGUGUUGGCUACGUCGGAAUGACGAGCCAAAUCUUAACUGAUAUCCCCUAUUUUCACGUUUGCAACAAGGUGUUUU